Messenger RNA from Octopus sinensis (East Asian common octopus), 842 nucleotides. RefSeq lists its product as uncharacterized. The record is from RefSeq and is a predicted model, not a curated record. Lineage: Eukaryota; Metazoa; Mollusca; Cephalopoda; Octopoda; Octopodidae. The coding region runs from base 28 to 675 and encodes 215 amino acids. The transcript is spliced from 2 exons.
AGGACUCAGUAUAGAGAAAUUCAGCAGAUGGUAGAUCCGAAGAUGAAACUGAAAAACACUAUAGCCGUAGAGAAGAAUGAGAUCAAUCCUCAUGAAAUCCCUGCCAAAUUGAAAUAUAUGCACCGGCCGCCCAGAAUCACUCCCAACUAUGGCAACAAAAGAUACUGCAUGGCAAAUGCAUUCGUUCUGAAAACGAAGCUUUCUCGUGUUUUGCUCUAUGACAACGUAACUCAGCAGUUUCUUUUGGGGCGUAAAUUAAACAGCCUCAACAGUGAACAAGAGAAAGUUGCCCGACUGUGUGAUCUCCACAGAAAGACAUUCUUUAACCAAAGUCACUUAAAAGACUUACGUCAGCAUCACUUUGGGAAGCGUACCGACGCUAAUAUGGCACUGAUAAAUGCUCAGUCAGAACUGAAGACAAAUAAUGGACACUUUCGGAACCCUUCUCUACAAGAUUUUAAGGCUCCAGGGACGACAGAGUUGCCCCCAUUGAGGUCUGCAAAUUCAAAUUUUGAACAGAAACUAAAAUCGACACUGUUUUUCAAAAACAGACAUCAAAGUCACCCAGAAAACGGUUCCUCGAAAUUUGGUAACAUGGAUUAUCAGCGGGGUAAGCUUCUCAAAUUAGAUAAGCGCUUUCUUUCGCUCGAGAAACUUCUAACUCCGUUUACUUAAAUGCAUGCGGAAAGCAUUUUAUAUUAACAAUGACUUGAAGUGAGUGGGAGUCUUACUUUGGUUAUCACGAAUGAAUUACGUCAUUGAUGCAUUCAGAGGGGAAAGAAUUAUUCUGGCAUCAUAAAAUUUCGUUAUCAAUCCCCAAUAAAUCACUCGUUACAUGUUUA